CGGCGGCGGCGGCCCGAGCGGGAGCCCGAGCGGAGCCGGCGGCCGCGGGAGCGGCGGGGAGCGCGGGGGCGACCCGGAGCACGCCGGGGUCCCCGCGCCCCGCUCGCCCGCCGCGCUCCGAAGAUGGUGGCGGCGCCGUGCGCCCGGAGGCUGGCCCGGCGCUCGCACUCGGCGCUGCUGGCGGCGCUCACCGUGCUGCUGCUGCAGACGCUGGUCGUGUGGAAUUUCAGCAGCCUCGACUCCGGGGCCGGGGAGCGCCGCGGGGGCGCAGCAGCCGGCGGUGCGGAGCAGCCGCCCCCGGCCCCGGCCCCGCGCCGCGAGCGCCGCGACCUGCCGGCCCAGCCGGCUGCAGCCCGAGGCGGAGGAGGCGGCGGCGGAGGAGGAGGACGCGGGCCCCCGGCGCGGGCGCGGGGAGGCGGCCCGGGAGAACCCCGGGCGCUGCAGCCGGCCAACCGGGGGGCACUGCCCGUCCGGGCGCUGGACCCGCAUCCGAGUCCACUGAUCGCUCUGGAGACCCAGGAUGGCUACUUCUCUCACCGGCCGAAAGAGAAAGUGCGGACUGACAGUAACAAUGAGAACUCGGUCCCCAAAGAUUUUGAGAACAUCGACAACAGCAACUUCGCCCCCAGGACUCAGAAGCAGAAGCACCCGGCUGAGCUGGCCAAGAAGCCCUCGAGCAAGCAGAAGGAGCUUUUGAAAAAGAAGCUGGAGCAGGAGGAGAAGGGGAAGGGACACUCCAAAGGUGUCAACGAGGUGCUGCCUCCUGGCGAGAGGGUGGCAAGGAACAGCAGCCGCCCGAGGGAUGCUCCCAGACAACCCCACGCCAAGAGAAGCGGGGGCAGCUCCCCGGAGAUCAGGUACGACCAGCCCCCGAGGUGUGACAUCUCCGGCAAGGAGGCCAUCUCGGCCCUCUCCCGCUCCAAGUCCAAGCACUGUCGCCAGGAAAUCGCGGAGACCUACUGCCGCCACAAGCUGGGGCUGCUGAUGCCGGAGAGGGUCAAUCGGCUCUGCCCCCUGGAGGGCAAAGCCAACAAGAACGUGCAAUGGGACGAGGACUCGGUGGAGUACAUGCCAGCCAACCCGGUCAGAAUCGCCUUCGUCCUUGUGGUCCACGGCCGCGCGUCCCGGCAGCUGCAGCGCAUGUUCAAGGCCAUCUACCACCAAGACCACUUCUACUACAUCCACGUGGACAAGCGCUCUAAUUACCUGCACCGGCAAGUGCUCCAGUUCUCCAGGCAGUAUGCCAACGUCCGUGUCACCCCCUGGAGGAUGGCCACCAUCUGGGGGGGCGCCAGCCUCCUGUCCACCUACCUGCAGAGCAUGCGGGACCUCCUGGAGAUGAGCGACUGGCCCUGGGACUUCUUCAUCAACCUCAGCGCAGCUGACUACCCCAUCAGGACAAAUGAUCAGCUGGUGGCAUUUCUUUCCCGAUACCGAGAGAUGAAUUUCCUGAAGUCACACGGCCGGGACAAUGCAAGGUUUAUCCGGAAACAAGGCCUGGACCGGCUCUUCCUGGAGUGUGACGCCCACAUGUGGCGCCUGGGGGACCGGCGGAUCCCAGAGGGCAUUGCCGUGGAUGGUGGCUCUGAUUGGUUCCUGCUGAACCGGAAGUUUGUGGAAUAUGUGACAUUUUCCAAAGAUGAUCUGGUGACCAAGAUGAAGCAAUUCUACUCCUACACCCUGCUUCCUGCUGAGUCCUUCUUCCACACGGUCCUGGAGAACAGCCCCUACUGUGACACUAUGGUGGACAACAACCUGCGCAUCACCAACUGGAACCGCAAGCUGGGCUGCAAGUGCCAGUACAAGCACAUCGUGGACUGGUGCGGCUGCUCCCCCAAUGACUUCAAGCCCCAGGACUUCCAUCGCUUCCAGCAGACAGCACGGCCCACCUUCUUUGCCCGCAAGUUCGAAGCCGUGGUGAAUCAGGAAAUCAUCGGGCAGCUGGACUAUUACCUGUAUGGGAACUACCCCGCGGGCACCCCGGGCCUCCGCUCCUACUGGGAGAACGUCUACGAUGAGCCCGACGGCGUCCACAGCCUGAGCGACGUGGCACUCACCCUGUACCACUCCUUCGCCCGCCUGGGCCUGCAGCGGGCCGAGACGUCGCUCCACACGGACGGGGAGAACAGCUGCCGGUACUACCCAAUGGGCCACCCGGCUUCUGUCCACUUCUACUUCCUUGCCGACCGCUUCCAGGGCUUUCUGAUCAAGCAUCAUGCUACCAAUCUGGCCGUGAGCAAACUCGAGACCCUGGAGACAUGGGUGAUGCCGAAGAAAGUCUUCAAAAUCGCGAGCCCGCCCAGCGACUUUGGGAGACUUCAGUUUUCCGAGGUCGGCACUGACUGGGACGCCAAGGAGAGGCUGUUCCGCAACUUUGGGGGUCUCCUGGGACCCAUGGACGAGCCGGUGGGCAUGCAGAAAUGGGGGAAGGGGCCCAACGUGACUGUGACUGUCAUCUGGGUGGACCCCGUCAACGUCAUCGCGGCCACCUACGACAUCCUGAUCGAGUCCACUGCCGAAUUCACCCACUACAAGCCCCCUUUGAACUUGCCCCUGAGGCCUGGGGUCUGGACUGUGAAAAUUCUCCAUCACUGGGUGCCAGUUGCAGAGACCAAAUUCCUCGUUGCACCUCUGACCUUCUCAAACAGGCAGCCCAUCAAGCCGGAGGAAGCCUUGAAGCUGCACAGCGGGCCCCCCCGCGGCGCCUACAUGGAGCAGAGCUUCCAGAGCCUGAACCCGGUGCUCAGCCUGCCCAUCAACCCCGCCCAGGUGGAGCAGGCCCGGAGGCUCGCGGCGUCCACCGGCACGGCCCUGGAGGGCUGGCUGGACUCGCUGGUGAGCGGCACAUGGACCGCCAUGGACAUCUGCACCACGGGCCCCACCGCCUGCCCGGUCAUACAGACCUGCAGCCAGACGGCCUGGAGCUCCUCGAGCCCCGACCCCAAGUCGGAGCUGGGGGCCGUCAAACCCGAUGGCCGCCUCAGGUAGCACCGGGCACACCUGGGCCGCGGCAGGGUCUCCAAAGGGAAAGCAGCCAGAGGGUUGGCGGGACAUGCACCCCGCCUCCCACCCCAGGUGAGGGGGGCAACUUUUGCAAGAGGGACCCUCCUGGCCGUAGAAUGAUGGAGAAGGAAGGUUUGCCGACCACCUGCAUUUGGCCAGCUGGCUUCUGGGGGUGGGGGGGCUCAUUCCCGGCACAUGGUGGUCUCAGCUCUUCUGGUUGAUCCUCAAGUACGAUAGGUUCCUUCCAACCUUCCUAUGACCCGAACCCCCCAGCCCCCAACCCCUCAGACAAGUGAUUUUUACCAACUUUUAUUUUGAGCUGCAGAACUUCGUUCUCUAAGCGCGGUCUUAGAGGGAAGUUCUGGAUGUGGAUGAAGUCCGAGCUGCACUGGUUAAAGCUGGGGCAGGCGAGGUUCUUUCUGGAAGCUCAGCCUACUGGGCUGUCCAUUUGUGGAGGGUGCCUCCUAAGGUACCUCUUCAGAACCCAAGGGCUCUGCAAAGCAUUGCAGUUUGAAAAGUGUUGCCCAGCCGGUGGGUUUGCUCUCCAGCCCCACCCUUCGGCUCACCUCCCUGCAACUUUUGCUGGAAAAUCCUCCUGCCGGCCCUGAAAUGGCCAGACCACCAGAAGUCGGAGCCACCUGCCCUUCCCCAGGGAGACAGCAGACUUGGGAAGCCUCAGAGCCUCCCACGGGCCCUUCUCGGGUGGAGCCAUCUCCUUGGUAACUAGAUGAGCAGGAAAACCUUGGAAUCAGCCUGACCGAAGGCCACCCACAGGCGUGAUGCCCACUGCCCAGUGUUCCAAACAUCUGGAACUGACUUCCCUCAAGGCUGCCCCACGAGGCAGCUGGAAUCUGAUCAUGUCCGUGGACGUGCCGUCAAGUCUUUUAGCCAUGUAUGGGGAGGACACCAAAACUGGGACCUCUUGGGUCCUGAUAGCCAUGGAACUCCAAAGAGAAGGUUUGGAGCAAAAUUCUCGGGCUGGACAGUACAGCAAUACUGAUUGUCUGCCCUUCUGUUUGAGGCCAGGCUCUCACAUCUUUGGGAAUCGCAUGCUCGGCUCUGUUGGGAGUGACCAAGACGCAUGGACCAGACUUUUCACAUCCAGGAGAAGAAAAAAAAAAAAAUCACAGAUUUGGUUCUUAAAUUCAUGCCCUUCCUUAUCUAGGAUGCCAACAGGCCCAUCCUACUUACAGCAUAAAAGUGGGGAGGUCAAGUCUCUGGUUGCUUAAAAACUAAACAAUAGUAUUAUUCAAAUUGCUUGAGUUAUCAGAAAUCUGAAGGGGGUCCUGGCCACAUGCCCCUUUGAGAGCCACCCCUGCUAAGACCGGAGAGCCCCUUCUUCCUCCUCUAAUCCCUUCCUCCCUCAAAGGACCGAGUUCCCUUGGAAAAUCAUACCCCUGGUUGCAAUAUGUCCUUUCCGUGGAGAGCCCGGCCCGGUGUCUCCGCAACGCUGGACUGAAGGUACUGCAGCUUGCUUUGGAUGUCCUGCCACCUUGUUGCCCCCAGCCCACCCCAGCAAGGCAGGAUGUCCUCUAGAUCCUACAGGAGACAGAAGGGACGUUUUAGAUAUUUAUUAUUUAUAUGUUUUAGUCAAUGACUAAUUAGUAGGUGCUGUUUUUGCAGCUUGUCAAUUAUGUUAUCUCACAAUUUAAAGCUGCCUUUAUUCACAAAAGGCCCCCCUCCCCCCGUCACCUCCCUCGUCCCCAUCCCCCAUCUCUCUGUCCGUCUCUCUCUUGGUUUCUCUCCCUCUCUGUUCUGUCCCACAGUCCCCUUGUCCUCCGAGUAAAGCCAGGGUGUCAGACACCACGAGGAGAAAGUUUUGACCAGCAUCGUCCCCUGACUUCAAGCUGGGGCGCAUUGGGGAACAGUGGCGUCUUGUUUUUCCUCAGCCAGGGGUCUUAGCCUCAUCUAUUCCUCCAAUCCUGGAGCUGUGGGGUUUUCUGAGCCACCACCCUCCCCACCCCAGGCCAAAGACUCGUGAAUGGGGAGCGUGCUGAGUGCCCAGGGCUGGGGUCACCCCUGCUUCCUGCGUUGCUCACUUCCUGCAGCCAGUCUCUCCGGGAUCCCCAAUGUGAGGCAGCAAGACAUAGAGGGAAGCGGGCCCUUUCCAAGCCCAUCCUAGGUGACUGCACUCAGAUGGAAGAGCCCAGGGGAUCACCAUUGUCAACAGCAAUCCUAGGGGGUGGGGUGGAAGUAACCUCGUCUGGCUUUCUCGGAAAGCCAGUGUGGUCCGUGGAUGGUUUUGCAAACUCUGAGACCGGGAUCCCCGUGCCACACCCUGUCAAUGUCCCCAGCUCUCUGCAUCUAGGCAGGGUUUCCCCUGAGCAUUGGGCUGAAGAAGCCCCCGGGGGCCCCCUGCCUGGUCCCCCUCCUUGCCGUGCUGCCAGUUCUCUGUGUUUCCGCAGUGUUCUUUGCAGUGGCUUUGUCAUACAGUGUGAACCCGAAGACUCCAGAUUUGUCACUUGGCAGCACCCACUGACAAUCCCCCCAACCGCUCCAAGCUUCGCUCCCCAUUCACCCCAACUAAUUCAAGGAGCCAGGCUCUCACACGGGGUCUUCUUUUGUUUCCUCUCUUUGGGUGCAAGAGAUUAACUUUGCAGAUGUGACAUUUGGUUAAGAAAAAAAAAAAGAAUUUCAAACGGAUGAUUUGAGAAAAGAUGGUGUUUUUGCAGGGAAAGGAUUUGGACUCACUUUUUCUUUUCUAAUCUGUCUGAAAAUGAUUUAUUUAUUGGAGGACCACUGAUCAGGCAACCUUGAACCUUGACUGCCUGAGGAUUUCAAAAACAUGGGACCGUGGUCUUUGGAAACCCUUUACAGUCUGCAGGGGACAUAGCAUCUGGGGGCUGAGUGACUGGCCAGGUCCCUGGGGGGCUUAGAUGUUGGUUUGGGGGCAGGAAGACACAUUCAGUAGGCAUCUCCCCCACCCACCCAGUGCAGGCAGAAGGCAAGCUCAGGAGGCAGCCUUCCCGCACCCCACUCCCCACAGAUCCAAGGAGGAGGUGAGCAAUUUGCAGGGCCCCCAUCUUUAAAAAAGCAUACCAGUUCCUCCCUUUGGAAAAGACCUUUCUGAACAGAUCAGGAGUUAUGCGGACUUUGUUUCCCCCGCUGUUGGUUUAGUUUAUAAAAUGCCAAUGGAGUUAGGGAAGAUGAGCCUGGAGAGAGGCAGAUUGUAGCUGCCCUGGACACAUGCCUGGGUGGUGAGGACCUCACUUCCUUCUGGCUCUCUCGUGCGGGGAGCAAGUGAGAGACCAACUGGAACCUUGAUCUGUCUGUGCAGAAGGCAUGGAGUAGAGGAAAGCAGUAGUCACUGGGAGGAAAGGAAGGGGAGGGCAGGCAUGAGCAAAGACCCAGCUUAAUGAGGCCUCAGCACCCAAGCUCCCCAGCAACACCCAAAGAUUAUAUAUUAGAAAACAGCCAUCAAUGCUCUUAGCUUUACGGACGGCGAGGAAGGCCCGCCAUGUCAAAGUCAUGCUCUGUGGUAGGCCUCACAAAUCUCCGGGGGUCCCCCAGCAUAGACGGAUGAAGUUAGUUGGUGUAAGACGAGAGGGAGGGGUGGCGACUGCGGUAGACGGUGAACACGUGACCCAUCCAAACAGAGCAGCCACUACUCCGCUCCAGCCUGCCGUGGCAUGAGAGACAGCCUACCCGGCGUAGCACAAUCUUCCAAUUUCAGAAGGGAAGCUAGAAAUGGAAUUUUUAUAGGAAAGCUCCUGAGUUUUAAAUGUUGGCAAUUUUUUUUUUAAACAGAAUGUGAGCAAAGAAAACUUCUGCAGCUCAGCGCGUGAACUGCCAGCAGCCUCUGCUCUCUGCUGAGGUGAUUUAAAAUGAGGUUAGGCUUUGCUCAGGUGGAGGAGGAAAAAAGCCAGCAUUAGGAAAGGGCAAAAAUAAUUGCUCAUGUUGAACUCUGAAGGGAGUGGGAACCUCUUACUCGUGAUUCCCCUCCCAGAGACGAGGCACAGAGGGAGUGUCCUGUGAAGAACGGCUUGUUCAGGCCCUCCGGUCCACGGCAGUGUGUGCUGAGAGGAAAAGAACGGGAUUUGGAGAACUCGGCUGCUGCCCCUUAGGCAGCCAGGAGCCCCCAUCUGCCUCUGUCCACACCUUCCAGAAUCCCGUCCACACUCCAACAGAGAGGACAAGGUCAGGGUCCAGGAGUAGGGUUCGGUGUGACAGCAGCCUGUCUCUCUCCAAACCCCAAGUCUUGGCAGCCAUCUUGCCACAUCUCCAGAAGCUUCUAUGGAAGCUAUGUCAGAGCUGUCUUUGCUCACAGGAUGCUUUAGCCAGUCCUGUCCUCUUGCUUCUGCCUCAGUUACCUUAUUUUGCCCAUGGGUCUACCACAGGCGCUACCUCAUUGUGUCUGCCGAGUUUACCUGAGGGGGGUGGGGGUUGUGGAUAAAGGUGUCCAAAAUCUCCUUGAGCUGAAUGCACAAUCUAUGCAAAUUCUCUCUCUCUCUCUUUCUCUCUCUCUCUCUCUCUCUCUCUCUCUCUCUCUCUCUCUCUCUCUCUUCCCCCCGCCCCACUCUCUCCUGUCUUAGAAGUGUUAUUAUUAUUAUUUUUUUAAUCUUGCAAACAAGAUCCUGUGUAGGACAGAGGGGACUUUCACACACCACCUGUGUCUCCCCUGUCGUUGUCUUUGGUCCUCUCUUCCCACUUGGCUGGGGACACUCCAGCUGCCUCUGCCAACAGAAAGCUGGUUCUGCCCCUCGUCACCCUCAUCCCUAAUGCCAUCUUCUCCAUUCCUUGUUUUCCUCUGACUUCCUUCUCCCCUUCCCAUCCACCACCCCCCCCCCCCAAAAAAAAGCCUUAGGUUUCUGCUUUUUGAAAUGUGGCCUUAAAAUUAUUUUUGGAAAGCUGACCAUCCUCUCCUUUAGAUGUCCACCACCAUCCCAGAAGUAAAAGCACCGUGACACUCUCACGGCAGCCCCCGAGUCUGGGGGCUGCCAAUCUGUGGUUUGCAGAUGCGAUGGAAAUCACCGACCAAUGUUGUCUUUAAGAAGAAUGUUCUUAAUAUGUUCCCUAGGGGCAGAAUGAAGGCUUGGGUGCUCAUUCAACCCUCAGCCCACACCCCCAACCUGGUGACUUUCUGUACUUUCAUUCAAGGGUAAUCAGGAGAGUCUCCCAAUUUAUCUGUGUCCUUCCUGGCUGGAAAGUGAUAGCAUUAAAUAUCCCCAAUGGAUGGGUUCUGUUCUCAAAGGGUUCGCCCCUCCCUAUCUUCAGACUCAGUCCUUUCUCCUUCCAUCACAUUAAUGCUGAUAGAGCCCGAAGACAACCCCAGAGUUUUCGCAGGAAAUUCACUGGAAUUGAGCGCAACCGUCUUUGUAGUCCUCCUUGUCCUUUUUUUUUAUUUUCCCUUUUUAAUAUUACUAUGUUGUUGUCAGUAUCAUUUAUUGGGUAUUUGUUUUAAAGACCUCACGAUAAGUUAUUUCCGUCCCCCUCGUUUUUUUUCUUCAAAGACAUGUGGUGAUAUAGUUUUUAAAAAUAACUAUUUUGUUAUAGAUCAUAAUAUGCAUAAAACUGUACAGAAAUAUUUUGUAUUGUAUUGAUUUUAAAAAAAAAGAGAAUCUGUAAAUAAAGUUUUUAAAAAAUGAGAGAGAAUUCAAAUGGCACACACAGAAAGAUGUAGAUAUUUUGCUAUUUAUUUAAAGGAGUAUUUUAAGAGCUAUCGAACUAUCUGAAAUUGACCAGUAAUCAAAAUUCCAAUCAUCCGAAUGCUUUUUCUCGCGGUAAAAAUGUGAUUCUCAAAAACGAUUGCACUACCCGCCCAUUUUUGCACCUUUUCUGUCUUUUCGUUUAGCAGAAAAAUGACAACAACAAAAUUGUGCCUUAGCUGUAUUUUUUUGUCUAGGGGAGUUUGUUUCUGUCUGACAAAGCAAAAUUUUUUGCAGAAAACAGUGGAUGUAUUAAAUACUGUAUCAUACCAAAAACACUGCAGGUGUAUAUAGAUGCUUUCUGUCAUACUGUGUUUUCAGAUGCAGAAUUUUAAAAUUAAAAAAAAAAUACUGUCUUUAUGGAACAGUGGCUUCAUGACAUUUUUUUCAGCGAUGUUGUACAACUUUGCAAAAUCUUGUAUUCUCUUCCCUCAUCUGCACUGGCAAUCCCUUUGUAUAAGGUUAAGUAUAUAAUUUCUCCAAAAUAUCCCAAACUGGGAUACGUUUGAGAUCAAGAGGAGGCAUCAACUGGACGCGAUGCUGAGACCACAGCAGUAAAGCCUUGCUGUCAUCUCUCAACUCGAUUAUUGAACACCCUGCUGCAAAUGAUUCUCCUGGUUGCAGCAGAUUUAAACCAUCGUUGGGUAGAGGAAUGCAAGAAGGAAACACCGUCUAAAGUUGCAAACAGCUUUCUAUAUCCCACUGGCUGGCUCUUAAGCAAACUUGUUUCCCUUUCCUCUUCAUCAAAUAGCUAGAUUGCAUUUCCCAGGCUUCCUGGCUUUUGGAUGUGGCCAUGCAGCCAACUUCCGGCCGACGCAUUGCAGGUGGGAUGGACAGGUGGCAGAUCUAGACUUGACCCAUAAAGACUUCCCACAAGAGCUUCCUCUCUGCCUCUCUUUCUCCCUUCACUGCUCAAAUGU
Messenger RNA from Choloepus didactylus (southern two-toed sloth), 9568 nucleotides. It is a transcript of the gene XYLT1, whose product is annotated as xylosyltransferase 1. Lineage: Eukaryota; Metazoa; Chordata; Mammalia; Pilosa; Megalonychidae. Bases 124 to 2988 code for a protein of 954 amino acids. Gene Ontology annotation, biological process: chondroitin sulfate proteoglycan biosynthetic process; heparan sulfate proteoglycan biosynthetic process. Gene Ontology annotation, cellular component: membrane. The record is from RefSeq and is a predicted model, not a curated record. The transcript has 12 exons. Gene Ontology annotation, molecular function: protein xylosyltransferase activity.